UUAUACUGUUAUAAUUUUUAGAGGGACAUAUUUGUGAUGGUAAAAUUGAAAAAAUAAGCAGUUUUCUAACAGUUCUCUAAUGGUAACAAAUUAGAAAGAUAUAACUGAAAAUAUUAGGAUUUUUGUAAAAAUAAUUUAUAAAUAUUGAAUUUUAUAGAAAUAUAUCUGUAAGUCAUUAUGUUUGCAAGAAUUUGUAUGCAAUUAACCCUAUUAAGUAAAAAAAAAAGAAAAAAAAAAAAGAAUGGGAUUGGAGAGGGUAAAAGUGGGAAGGGGUGAUGAUAUGAUAGGCUAAGAGCUUGCUUGAGCUUGAUGGAUAAAAAAAAAUAGAGUUAAGACCAGCCCCCAACUAUUAAGGAAAUUAGAAACUCAUCCUUUUGAGUAGCUUAGCUUUCCAUUUAGGAAAUUUGGAAGGUCCCUGUGGGGCCGUUUCAAAAUUCACUAUAGUUGAGGGGGUCUCCCUCUCUACAUUUUUUUUGUCUUAGGAAUCAAAUUAAAUCAUGUGAAUUUGGGACGCGUCGUAGUUUAGGUGAGAAAGUCACGGAUAGAUGUGGACGCGGGCGGUGGGUUAGGGAUGACCUCUUUAGUAGGAAAUUAAUUAAAUUAAUUUAUACUUUAUUUUACGUAGUAACCCAUAAUAAUAAUAAUAAUAAUAAUAAUAAUAGCUUAUAUAAGGUGAGAACGACAUGAAAGACAAAACAAAUAUAAUUUCUUAUCGGGUAAGGCUCCGUUUGGGAUAGUAUGGAAAUUGUAUCAUACACAAUUUAAAAAAAUGUAUAAAAUAAUAAUUAAUUUAUUUUUAUAAAACAAGAUUAUAUUGUCGGUACCUAAGAUAUAUGUUUUAUGGUCAUACAAAAAAAAAACAAAAAAAAAACGGAGAAGUAAAAUUCUGAAUAUUUUUAUUCCAAUUUCGUUUUAUUUUAUAGUGUUGGGUGUAACUUGUCACAGAACAGUUGGAUCAUGUAGUUGGGAACAAAUUGUAUGCGAACAACUUUGCGUUAUAAAAUAUAAUUGAAAAAAAAUUAAAUCGCGUCAAUCGAAAACAUUCAUGUUAGGGGUCUAUUUCAAAAUUGGCUAUAGCUAUCGAUUGUCCCUAACGCAAGUGGCUACGGAUUUAGUGGUUGGCAUCCGAGAUUCUAAGUUCAAAACCUAGUUGAUUCAUAUUUUUAGCUAAAUUUAUUUCUAAAUGAAAUAAACAAAGCGAGUAGUAUAUUACUUAUCUCUCAAAAAAAAAAAAAAAAAGUCUAUAGCUGUAGGUCUUGCUAAUUUUUUUCCCCACUAUUGGUAAUAAAUGUGCGAAAUUUGUUGGUGCACAUAGAUUGGCAUCAGAAGAAAGAAAAUAGAAGAUCAUAGGAUCACUUAUGUGGCAGAUGAAUUUUUCAAGUGUGUAUGUGUUUAUAUUAUACAUAUAUAUAUGGGACAUGACUUUUAAAAUUUCAAGCAUGCAGUAUCCAAUAUUUGAGUAGCCCAGAAUCUUGUAAAAUUAUAUUCAGGACCACUGAUUGGUUACCUAUCCACCACAUUGCUUUAAUCCAAAGAGAGAAUCCUUUUGCUCUUUACAAAAGCUAGUUUACUUAUUAUACAUCCCCCAGGGUCUUCACUCACCAUUUCUCACUUCCUAAGUUCUUUCAAACUCUCCAACCAUAAAAACUCUCUCUCUCUCUCUCUCUCUCAUCAACACUAUGGCUCAAAUGAUCCAUGGCUUCAUCACCCUUUUUGCCUUAUCCCUUCUAGUAGUAGCCCUCACAAUGAGCCCUACCUUUGCUGAACAACCCGGCAAAAGCGAAGGCGAAGGCGAGGGCGAGGGCGAGGGCCUCACUCUUGAGCUCAUUCACAGAUACUCCAUUCGCUCCCCGUUGUACUCUCCCAACCUCACAACGGUCGAAAUGAUCAAACAGCUCGUCGAGAUUUCCGACCGCCGAUACUUUGAGAUCGCAAUGUCGCUGGCCCACGGGUCUCGCCUGAUGGGGGUGCGGCCGAUCGUGGCACACGAUAAGUGGCUGUACAUGGUGAAGCUCGGCAUUGGGAAUCCGCCGACCUUCACGCGCUUGCACCUUGACACGGGAAGCAACAUAAUGUGGACACAGUGCGCACCAUGUCGGAGUUACUUCCCGCAGCUCCCGCCAUUGUACUGGCCGGCCAAGUCGAGAACGUACCGCACACUACCCUGCGACCACCGCCUUUGUGCCGGGUACCCGUGCAUCAACAACAAGUGCCACUACGAGAUGAAGUUCUUUGACGGCACCUACACCAAAGGGAUUAUAGCGGCCGAGCGUUUCACGUUCGCGUCCAACCUCGGCGGCCGCUCCGAGGCUGUCGACGGCGUGGGCUUCGGUUGCUCCAAAGAGAGCAGCUCAGACAUGUACCCUAGAACCCAGGCAGUCAGCGGGAUUCUCGGCUUGGGUUCCGACGUACGGUCCUUCCUGAUGCAGCUCGGAGACCGAGCGAAGGGCCGCUUCUCGUAUUGCUUGGUCCCCCUAGAACACACCGGCCAGAGCUAUCUUCGAUUCGGUACUGACGUCGAGCGAAUAAAACAUGCGCAAACCACGCCCAUCCUACCGAAGCACGAGCUCGAAGUGUAUUCUCUUGAGCUGAAGGAUCUCAGCGUCGACGGUCGUUUGCUUCGUUUGCCGCCAGAUACUUUCAAGGUAAACCGCAAUGGCACCGGCGGUUGCAUCAUAGACUCGGGUUUAUCGGUCACUUUCAUGAUCGGAGAGGCGUUCGAUGCUUUGGUUCAUUCUUUGGAGGAGUAUUUUCAAAACUAUGAUCUUCGAAAGAUCGAGGAUCCGAGGGACACGGGCUUGGAACUGUGCUACAAGAAGCCGAGGGGCUUCUCGUCUUACCCGACGGUCGGGUUUCACCUCCGAGGGGCCGUUUUUCGGCCGAAGGCCAAGAGUGUCUUCUUGAUCGACGAGGCGCUGGGCACGUUCUGCUUGUUUGUGAGGAAAGGGGAGUUUACGCUCCUCGCGGCCGUUCUGCAGCAGAACUUUCGGAUGGUGUUCGAUGUUCGAAAGCGCAAGCUAACUUUCGCCGAAGAGAAUUGUGCGCGAGAUUGAGAGAGUGAACGGUUGCAAAACUUUAUAAUGAGCUCUAAUAAAAGGUAAAUGAUGUUUCAUUCUAA
Molecule: messenger RNA, 3118 nt
Organism: Ananas comosus (pineapple)
Lineage: Eukaryota; Viridiplantae; Streptophyta; Magnoliopsida; Poales; Bromeliaceae
Product: aspartic proteinase CDR1-like
Exons: 2
Coding region: 1680-3053 (457 amino acids)
Cellular component (GO): extracellular region
Source: RefSeq, a predicted model, not a curated record